Camarhynchus parvulus is the source of this 1465-nucleotide messenger RNA. RefSeq names its product ubiquitin conjugating enzyme E2 F (putative) (gene UBE2F). Bases 126 to 683 code for a protein of 185 amino acids. The transcript is spliced from 10 exons. The record is from RefSeq and is a predicted model, not a curated record. Lineage: Eukaryota; Metazoa; Chordata; Aves; Passeriformes; Thraupidae.
GGGAGGAGGAGGAAGAGGAGGAAGGAGGAGCCGCCGCCGCCGCCGCCGCCGCCGGCCGGCGCCGGGGAUGGUGUUGGCCGCGGCUGCCGGGCCCUGACGCCUCGCUCAGGUGGGAAGCAGCAGUGAUGCUAACUCUGGCAAGCAAGCUGAAGCGGGAUGACGGCGUCAGAGGCCCCCGAGCGCCCAGCGCAGCGUCCGACUCCACUCGCAGGGUGUCUGUGCGGGACAAGUUACUCGUUAAAGAGGUUGCAGACCUUGAAGCUAAUUUACCUUGUACAUGUAAAGUGAAUUUUCCUGACCCAAACAAGCUCCAUUACUUUCAGCUAACUGUAACCCCAGAUGAGGGCUAUUACCAAGGGGGAAAGUUUCAGUUUGAAACUGAAGUUCCUGAUGCCUACAAUAUGGUGCCUCCAAAGGUAAAAUGUUUGACAAGAAUCUGGCACCCAAACAUUACAGAGACAGGAGAAAUCUGCCUAAGUUUAUUGAGAGAACACUCAAUUGAUGGCACUGGCUGGGCCCCAACUAGAACCUUAAAGGAUAUUGUCUGGGGGUUAAACUCUUUAUUUACUGAUCUUUUGAAUUUUGACGAUCCUUUGAAUAUUGAGGCUGCAGAGCAUCAUUUGCGUGACAAGGAGGACUUUCGGAAUAAAGUGGAAGAUUACAUUAAGCGCUACGCCAGAUGAUGAAGGGGAUGGAUGGAUGGCAGGACCACGGCUCCAGAGCUGUCCUUAACCUCAGCAGCAGCCAAAGCAGCCUGGCUUGUACCAGUCCUGUGUCCAUGUUGUUCUGAAGAAGAAAACUAACUUCAUAACCUGUCCAUGUUCAAAGGAGAGUUCAGCAUAAAUACAGCAAGAAUUUGUGUCUUGGUUGAAAAAGUUGUCUGCUUCCUUUUACAAAUGUUUACUCUUCUGAACUGUACUGUAUAUCCUGUUGAUGAGAUAUGCUUGAGAAGUUAAAAGAAGUCACUAUUGAAAUUGUAAUUACACUUUUUUUUAAAACUCUUGCCUAAUCUAGGGUGGGGGGGGGGGAGGAAAAAAGCAAACCCAAACAGCCCAAGCAGAAAAGGUGGCAUGUUUUUGGAACACUUCGAGUUGGCAAUAAAUGGUCUCCUGUGAACCAAAUCACUAAACUGUUGCCUUUGAUGAGCAGAAAAAACAAAAUGAGCUUUUUCUGAGAAUCACUCAGCUGAGGCUUAGAGCUUGCCAGAGUGGAAGUGCAAAAUGAGAUUCUACUUCUGGUAUUGAAGUUCUUGAUGCUGUUUAAUGUAAGUAUGUUUUUGUCACAGUUUGGAAUUUUUACAUGGUUAAUUUCAGGCCCUGUUUGGGCUACGGGUUUUUCUUUGGUUUUUUGUUUCUAUUCAUUGUGUGAAAUAGUUAAAAGAAAUACAAGCUAAUAUGUAACUUAAGUACAUGUUUAGUAUUAGUAAAAUUAUAUAUAUAAAUAUAUAAAAUAUAUAUAUUAUAUA